GCCCAGCUUGUUAAAUGGUUCGUGGUAUUUCUUGCCUUUGUUCGUGUCUCUUGAAAGUAAUCUUUAAAACAGUCACCUUAAUCGUUCCAACCCAACUAUCUUUCCAUAUAUCCGUCACAAUGGGCUCACUAGAAGGCUCCCUCGAGCCAACCCUCGACAUCACCACCCUCCACGACUUAUACACAACCAAAAAAGUCACACCCACCGACCUCAUAAACCACAUCUACGACCGCAUCGAAUCCUACCCCGACAAAGCCGUCUGGAUCCACCUCAUCCCGCGCGACGAAGCCCUGUCAGCUGCAACGACCCUGACAAAGCAAUACGCCCACACGACCUCCCCCCUGCCACCCCUCUACGGCAUCCCCUUUUCCGUAAAAGACUCCAUCGACAUCGCCAACAUCCCGACAACCCUCGCCUGCCCCUCUUUCGCAUACACACCCACCGAAACGGCCCCCGUCGUAUCCAAAGUCCUCGCCGCAGGCGCCAUCCUCAUCGGAAAAGCAAACCUCGACCAGUUCGCCACCGGCCUCGUCGGCCACCGCUCCGCAUACGGCACGCCGCGCUGCGUCUUUGAUUCCGAAUACAUCUCCGGCGGGAGCUCGUCUGGGUCCGCGGUGGGUGUCGCCGCGGGCCUCGUCUCGUUUGCCAUUGCGACGGAUACGGCGGGGAGUACGCGCGUGCCGGCGGCGUUGAAUGGGCUUGUGGGGUUGAAGCCGACGCUCGGGACGGUUUCGACGGUCGGGCUUGUGCCGGCGUGUAAGACGGCGGAUUGUAUUACGGUGCUUGCGGGGAGUGUGCAGGAUGCGAGGGUUGCGUGGAGGGCUAUGAGGGGGUUUGAUGAGGGGGAUGUUUUUGCGCGGAGGGAAGUUCCUGUUCUGCCUGCUUUUGGGGAUGUGGUGAGGUUUGGGGUUCCGCCGGAGGAGCUGUUGGAUGUUCUUUCAAAGCCGUACAGGGCGUUAUUUGAGCAGUUUGUCGGUGCACUGUGCAGCUCCGGCAAAGAGGUUGCAGUGCAGCUGCAAAAAACCGACUUCGACUACACCCCUUUCCAAUCGGCAAACAACAUGCUCUACGGGAGCUCGAUCGUCGCGCAGCGCCUCGUCGCCUUUGACGAGUACAUCCAGACCCACGGCCUCGACAAACUGCAUCCAGUCAUCAAAACAAUCUUCGAGUCCUCAUCAGGCUUCGACGCCGUGCGCGCCUACAAGGACAUUUUCGAUCUCGCCCUGUACAAGCGCCAAGCAGAGAAGCAAUUUCUCGAGAACAUCGACGUGCUCAUUGUCCCGUCGACAGUGACACACUUCACUGUUGCAGAGAUCGACGAGGAUCCCAUCCAGCGGAAUAAGCUGAUGGGGAGCUUUACGCAUUUCGUGAACCUGCUGGAUCUCUGUGCGGUUGCGGUGCCGGUGGGCAAGUGGAGGAAUGCAAAAGGGAACAUGAUGCCGUUUGGGAUUACGCUUAUUGGGCAAGCGGGGAGGGAUGAGGAGUUGAUGCGGUUGGGCGAGGGGAUUGUGGAGUAUAUGAAGCCUCGGUUGAAGGUUGUAUGA
Messenger RNA from Aspergillus calidoustus, 1544 nucleotides. Lineage: Eukaryota; Fungi; Ascomycota; Eurotiomycetes; Eurotiales; Aspergillaceae. The record is from the annotation of a GenBank genome assembly.